GUGCGAGGCUGUAAGAAGACGCGUCUGUAAACAUCACCGUUUCUGGAGUGCUUAUUCUGCUCGGUUAAUUGUUAUCUGUUUUGAAAGCAAUCCAGCUGGCAUCAUAUUUUCUUCCGUGCGGUGUAAUGAUUGGACAAGAAACAAACCUGACUGCCCUCCAAUGGCUGACUAAUCUAAUCUCUCACUGAUACAAGAUAUAACAAGAGCUCCAAUUCAGAGACGGACUGUGAGUGUGGUCGCUUUUUUGUUUUUUCUCGGGCGAAGGAAAAGUCAAUGAAAACCUGCCGCAGUUGAAUCGCAUGGGGAACAAAAACCUCUUCAACAAAUUAGCUUAAACGCCUGGGGACUGAUUUGCACACAGCGAGGGCUCAUUUCUCACCAAGUGGACACCACAGGACGGCGUCCUCGGACCUAACAGGCGUUAUUGUCUUCAGUUCGAUGAGUUCAUCAAGAACUCAUGUCAUCUGAUUUCAAAACAAACUGAAGACUCUGUUUUGGGAUUCACUUAAUUUUUAGAUCCAGCAAGAAAGCACAAGUCAUGGAGGAGGGGAGAGAACUCGUCAACAGAGUCCACAGGGAGAUCGUGGAUGAACAAGCGGUGGAGAAACCGCCUGGGACUUUGAUACCAAAAAUGUCUCUGUGCGACAAGGUCAAACAUUCAGUCAGGUCAAAUCUUCGUCUCAGGUGUUCUGGUCCCAGAGUCAAAAGGUCGCUGCUGGGGAGCAUCCCUGUUCUGUCGUGGUUGCCUCGUUACGCCAUCAAAGAAAACGCACUGGGCGACCUCAUCUCUGGGCUCAGUGUGGGCAUCAUGCAGCUGCCCCAAGGUAUGGCCUACGCCUUGUUAGCGGGCGUUGCACCGGUUUUUGGCCUUUACUCCUCUUUCUACCCCGUCCUCAUCUACUUCAUCUUUGGCACGUCCAAGCACAUCUCAAUAGGAACAUUUGCAGUGAUUAGUGUGAUGCUCGGCGGGGUUACGGAGCGAUUAGCCCCAGACUCCAACUUUAUGAUAUGGGACAAUAUGACCAACGUGAGUGUAUUGGACGUCCUUGCUCGUGAUGCUGAACGGAUGCGAGUGGCCACCGCCGUUACUUUCUUAGCAGGAUUAUUUCAGAUCCUGCUCGGCCUGGUCCAUUUUGGAUUUGUGGUGACUUACCUCUCAGAACCGCUGGUCAGAGGUUACACCACAGGCGCCGCAAUCCACGUUAUUGUGUCUCAGCUCAAAUACACCUUUGGAUUCAGCCCCUUGAGAUACAGCGGACCGCUCUCCUUGAUAUAUACAGUGCUGGAGAUAUGUUAUCUAAUUCCACAGACCAACAUCGGGACUCUGGUGGUCAGCAUUGUCGCCAUUAUUAGCCUCAUCCUUGCCAAGGAGCUCAAUUCAUACUUGAGUAAAAAAAUACCUGUCCCAAUACCUGUGGAGUUGCUCGGCAUCACCAUUGCUACAUUGGUAUCCUGGCAAGUGAACUUACAGGGAAAAUAUGGAGUAGAUGUGGUUGGAGAAAUUCCAUCAGGCCUCCAGCCGCCUGUUUUCCCGCCCACCUCGCUCUUCGGUCAGGUGAUUGGGGACGCCUUCGCCCUGUCUGUAGUUGGCUAUGGCAUCGCUAUUUCACUGGGAAGGAUCUUUGCACUGAAAUAUGGAUAUAAAGUGGACAGUAACCAGGAACUGAUAGCCUUGGGGCUCAGUAACUCCAUUGGGGCAGUGUUCCAGUGUAUCGCUGUCAGCUGUUCUAUGUCUCGCUCGAUGGUGCAGGAGAGCACAGGAGGGAAGACUCAGGUUGCUGGGGCACUAUCAGCCGUUGUUAUUCUUUUCAUCACCCUGUGGAUCGGAGCUCUGUUUGAAGACCUACCCAAGGCAAUGCUGGCUGCCAUCAUCUAUGUAAACCUACAUGGUAUGAUGAAGCAAUUCAUGGACAUACCUGCACUGUGGAGGAGUAACAAAACAGACAUGGUGAUCUGGGUCGCCACUUUCCUACUCACCCUGCUGUUGAACCCUGACCUCGGACUGGCUGCCUCCAUUGGCUUCUCAAUGCUUACUGUCAUCUUCCGGACACAGCUACCUAAAUACUCCAAAUUGGGGCAGGUUCCAAACACGGAAAUAUACAAGCCUUUGGAGGAUUACCCUCAGGUGAGAGAAGUGCCUGGUAUUUUGAUCUUCCGAUCUUCUGCCACUCUCUACUUUGCCAAUGCUGAGAUGUAUCAAGAUGCACUGGACAAGAAGUCCGGCAUUGACAUUACCAAAAUCCUGUCAGCGAAGAAGAAACUUGAAGCCAAAAAGAAGAAGUACGAGAACCAAAAAGCCAAAAACGCUGCAAAAAACAACACGGCGGACAUGGAGCGAGAGCUGGAGGAGCACGAGAAGGAUGUCGCCGCCAUUCAGGUGGAUGCUGAGUCUGACCCUUCACUACCCAGAGCCAUCAUCCUCGACCUGAGCCCUGUCAACUUUUUAGACACAGUGGGAGUCAAGACCUUGCGUGGUAUUGUAAAAGAUUACGGUCAAGUUGGUGUGGAGGUGGCGCUUGCAUCUUGUCAAUCCGGCGUAGUAGAUAAUCUGCGCACAGGCAAUUUUUCCAACGACAAAGCGACGUCACGCCUCUUCGCCACUGUCCAUGACGCUGUGCUUCACUUUCAGUCUGAGAGAACGCACGUCUCUGAGGUGAUCACAGCAACACAUUUCUGAGUGCUGUGGAUAAUUUUAUAUGAUAUCAUGAAGAUGUGAGGAGGACAGCCAGAGGAUUACACUCACUGGACUCUUGUCGAAUAAGUGGGAUUCUUAUGCGCAGCCCGACCCGUUUAAAGAAUGGCAACACAAAAGAAAGCAACAGAAUUAAAAGAACAAUGAAUUAAAAACAAAUUCAGACUUAUGUGUGUACCGUCAUGCCGAGUUGGAACGCAUUAUAAAUUGGAAAGGCUUUUUGUAUACUCCUGUAAAAUGACCCGUGAUGGAUCCUCAGACAGAAUAGCUCUUAGUCCAUCUGGUAUAUGCGUUCAAACACACCUUUAAGAUUCCUGACAGACAACAGCAGCUUCUCAUCCCACAGCAUUGUCAACUGCCAUUCAAAAAAUUGUUUUAAAAUAUAGAAUACUCAUCUGCAAAAUGUUGAUGGAUGGCAAACAAAAUGUGCAAAUUAUAUCCGGGCAGGAAUGAGCUUCAGACCUACACGAGUGGGGAAAAUAAGUAUAACGAGAGAAAAUGAAUUCCAUCUCAUACUCGACAAAAAAUACACGGACAUACUGAAACCUUCUGGACUGCUUUCAGAG
This is a messenger RNA of Hippocampus comes (tiger tail seahorse), 3258 nucleotides long. It is a transcript of the gene slc26a6.2, whose product is annotated as solute carrier family 26 member 6, tandem duplicate 2. Gene Ontology annotation, biological process: sulfate transmembrane transport. Lineage: Eukaryota; Metazoa; Chordata; Actinopteri; Syngnathiformes; Syngnathidae. The transcript is spliced from 20 exons. The coding region runs from base 539 to 2677 and encodes 712 amino acids. The record is from RefSeq and is a predicted model, not a curated record. Gene Ontology annotation, molecular function: secondary active sulfate transmembrane transporter activity. Gene Ontology annotation, cellular component: membrane.